Messenger RNA from Bombina bombina (fire-bellied toad), 798 nucleotides. Its product is annotated as coagulation factor XIII B chain. Lineage: Eukaryota; Metazoa; Chordata; Amphibia; Anura; Bombinatoridae. The record is from RefSeq and is a predicted model, not a curated record. The transcript is spliced from 3 exons. Bases 22 to 393 code for a protein of 123 amino acids.
UGUGUAUUAUCAAAAACGAUAAUGGAGGAAAACAACAUUUUCCUCAAUGGGUCACUGGUGGUUGAAGAUGGAGAAUCUGUAGAGUUUGAGUGUUAUGAAGGAAUGUUUCCUGAGAACAACUUAACAGCUACAUGCCAAGCCAGGAAUAUAAAUUACCCAGAAUGUCUAAAGGAAAAAAAAUGCAGCUCUGCUCCACAGAUUGCAAAUGGAUAUCCUAAAACCCAACAAGAAGGCAGCUAUGAUACUGGUGUAUCCGUGGAAUAUGAAUGUGACCAAAAUUAUGAGCUGAUUGGGUCUAUCGUUGUGACAUGUAUGGAUGGUCAGUGGUCUGCGUUACCGCAGUGUGUCUUUUUUGUAGAAGGAAUUAACAUCUAUGAAGAGCGAUGGAACUAAGAAUUCCCUGAUACUAGAAGAUUAUUUGAUACUAUUUCCUGAUGUAAUAUCCCAAAGCAGUAUUCAGUAGUGCUAUAAUUAAAUACUAGAUUUCUGGCUUAAACUACAGAUAUCUCAAGAUCAUUUUAUGUAUUGGUCAUUUUACUUUCUGUAAACAUCGUAUUUACAAACUGAGGGGUCUAUCACAAUCCUAUAGAAAACGUUAUCUAUUUUUUUUUCUACAAAAAAUCACAAUUAAAGUCUAUAGUUUUGUAGAUAAAUAAUAAUUUUUCUAAAGGAUUCUGAUAGACCCUUGAGUUCUAUAAGUCUAACUCUACUAUAAAGUAACUGUACCAGACUUUUACUACGGCUUAAUGCAAUUUACUUGCUUCAUUUGGUGAAAGUGAAUAAAAUUUUGAAUUACAA